This is a messenger RNA of Effrenium voratum, 1077 nucleotides long. The record is from the annotation of a GenBank genome assembly. Lineage: Eukaryota; Dinophyceae; Suessiales; Symbiodiniaceae.
GCAACCUCGAAUGGCUUCCUUCAAACAGGAACCAUGACGGAUGAAGGUCCGCAGCGCAGACUCAAGCGGCCGCGGCGUGGCAUUCGUUCGCGAAAGGUGUUUUAGCCAUUCGUUCAGCACCAACCUGGCUUUCUGCGUUCAUGGCAAACGUCAGCAUGCUCAACGGGAGGGUCUUGAUGACGGAAGAAGACUUUGCCCACUGGUGGGAGGAUCAAGGCGAGUUGCGAGAAUCACGCCGCUUCUCCGAUGAGCUGAGGCGGCAUUUGGCAAGGCAACUGAACUUCCCUAGCUUCCGACGUCUCGCUUUGGCCCACGGCCUUGAUUUGCUUUCGCAGGACAGCCCCUGGGACAAGGAAACGCCCUUAGUGGCUUUGGCGAGGCCCUAUGUGGAGCUCAACUCCCACGCGAAGUCCCAAUUUUCGAAGGCAGCCAGUGAGGGCGACCUGCAGCAGGUCUUGAGCCUGUUGGAGGUGCCUCAUGACCCUUUGGACCUCCUGUCCCCGACCUGGGGACGGCAAACACCAUGGCACGAAGCAGCUGCACGCGGACACUUGGAAGUUGUCCAGUGCUUGCUGGAAGCCGGCGCUGAGAAUUUGUCCAACGGGCGUGGCGAGACGCCGCUGCUUCUCGCUGCCAUGCGAGGAUCUCAAGAGGUUGUUCAAUGCCUGCUCGGGGCUUCUGCUGAUGACAUGCAGGCGGACGUUGAAGGACUGGCGGGUGCCGCCGUCGACGCGGCUGAACGACGGCCGUGUGGACUGCGGGGGCCGCUUCGUGGCCGCGGGCUGCGUGGAGAAGGGCGAGGAGCCCAGGGCCCAGGUCUACCGAAUAUCAACUCAGCCGCCUGACGCUAGGAACGGCCACCAAACGCUCGCCCGGCUCUUGCUGCGCGCGGGUGGCGGAAGAGGUCUGCAUGACGCGCCAGUCCAUGAAUGCCUUGACUACAGCUACAAGUCUGCCCAGCCAGAGUGCAGAAUGGACGUGGCAAAAUUGAUGCGCGACAGGUGGCAGCUGCAAUUUUCAGGUUCACCGUGCAUAGACAAGGUCACUGUCGAUGAAGCACGGCACCUAAUCCUGUCC